This is a messenger RNA of Oncorhynchus nerka (sockeye salmon), 840 nucleotides long. Its product is annotated as transmembrane protein 132C-like. Bases 1 to 840 code for a protein of 279 amino acids. The record is from RefSeq and is a predicted model, not a curated record. The transcript has 5 exons. Lineage: Eukaryota; Metazoa; Chordata; Actinopteri; Salmoniformes; Salmonidae.
AUGCAGAUGGGUGUCAGCAGGGUAAUGGAGGGAAACAGAGUGCUAUCCCUGUCCUCUCCACCGGCCCGUGCUGCAUCCUGGAGCCAGGCAGACCGGAGAGAGGCGAGCAGAGGGAGAGGGGAGCAAGAGACGCCCAGGCGCAUGCAGGGGACUGCCGGCUGGGGACUACCACCGUCGCUCAGCGUCCAACUUAUUGGAUUUCCUCUGAAGAUGUUUGUUUCCUUCACUGUCUCACUGAGGGACAGUGCUCCAUUUCUAGUUAUCUCAUCAUUAUUUAUUGAGGGAAAUGCCAAGGAGUCCAAGUGUGGCUUCUGCAAGCAAUCAGUGAGGAGGGAUAGGGGGGUCAAAUUGAAAGAGGGCAUGGCGUUUCUGGGUGCCCGGCCCAGCAACCCCACCCUGUGGAUGGUGAGCCAGGAUGUGAGGAGCGAGGGGCACAGGGUGGUCACCCUCCAUUGCCGCAGGAAAGAGUCCAGCUACGGACAAAGGUCUGAGGAGGGUGUGCAGAGGGUCCUACAGGUGGACCUGGAAGUGGACAGCUUCCUGGGUCCACUGGGCAGCCGCUGGAUCACGUGGCAGGUGGAGUACCCGGGCAGCCAUGCCACCACGCAGGAGGCAGAGACGGAGAUCCGACUGGCCCAGAAGGACCUGGGGGGCAUUGUGCCCCUGGCCAUGGACACGGAGAUCCUGAAUACGGCAGUGCUGACAGGGAAGACUGUGGCUGUCCCAGUUAAGGUGGUGACCAUCGGAGCGGACGGCAUGGUCACUGACGUCUCAGAGGCAGUGGACUGUCAUUCCACAGAUGAAGAUGUGGUCAAGUUCGCGGAGGUUAUUAGCCCCUGA